AGAAGAAAUAGUUCAGAUUCUCACAAGCUCAAUCGCAGUCCGCUCAGAAAACCCAAAUAUACAAAGAAUUAAUUUCACACAUUUCCUCACCUAAAGAAAAACGCACACACACAGUCACACAGUCGCGGCGGAGCUCAGUUCGAGAGGACAAAGGCAAGAUGACGGAGGCAAUGGUGAGGGGGAAAGCCGGCAUGGCUAGUGUCAAAGACAUGCCGGUGGUCCAAGACGGCCCGCCACCGGGUGGGUUUGCUCCGGUCCGUUUCGCUCGCCGGAUCCCUAAUACUGGGCCCAGCGCCAUGGCCAUUUUCUUGACCACUUUGGGUGUUUUCUCCUAUGGAAUGUAUCAAGUCGGCAAAGGCAAUAAGAUCCGCAGGGCAAUUAAGGAAGAAAAGUAUUCUGCACGGCGUGCUAUAUUGCCAGUGCUUCAAGCUGAAGAGGAUGAAAGAUUUGUUAAAGAGUGGAGGAAAUAUCUCGAGGAAGAGGCCAGAAUAAUGAAGGAUGUUCCUGGCUGGAAAGUUGGUGAGAACGUGUACAACUCAGGAAAGUGGAUGCCUCCAGCUAGUGGAGAACUCCGACCUGAUAUCUGGUAGGAGUGAGAUUGGGGUCUUUUGAGGCUUGUAACUGUACGAGUAAUGUUAAGCCAUGGUUCCUUGACAUCCUUUAUGGAAUAUGUAUUAAGUUGCCUGCCUCUCACAGAAAAAUAAAGCUGAAUUAAGGGGAUCUGCUUUACAAUGUAAUCAAAUUGAUGAGACACGUUGCUUCUGUAAUCUUUUGAUGUUCAACUAAAUUGAUGCAAGUACGCAUUUAUGUUUUGGGACUUGUUUAUGAUGACACUAAUAAAUGUCGGAAGCUUCUUGUAGCCAUUUCCGUGAUUUGUUACCGGACAGCGGUUGCUCCUCUGGUUCUUUAAUGAUCUAACAGGCCUUGUUAUAU
Oldenlandia corymbosa var. corymbosa is the source of this 933-nucleotide messenger RNA. The record is from the annotation of a GenBank genome assembly. Lineage: Eukaryota; Viridiplantae; Streptophyta; Magnoliopsida; Gentianales; Rubiaceae.